AUGCCCGCAAGGAAACGACCCGCCCGCGAAAUGGAAGUAGACUCGAGAGCCGCAGUUGGCAGCGGCGGCGUGGACCACAUCAGCAAGAACGGCGAUGUCGUCUUCUACUUUCCGGGCACUCCCACGAACGGCAACAACAAAAUCACCAAGAUUCGAGUCUCUUCCGCCAUCUUAACGAUGACAUCCCCCGUCUUCGCCACGCUAUUGGGCCCUCACUUCCGCGAAGGACAAGAACCUCGAAACCCGAGCAGUCCCCUCGAGAUCCCGCUCCCUGAAGACGACUUGCAGACGAUGUCUGAUCUAUGCCUUCUGCUGCAUCACAUCUGCGUACCUGAGUUUGCUUUGGCCUCGGAUCUGGACCGCGUGGUGGCCUUCGCAGUCGCGGCCGACAAAUGGGACUGCACAGAAGCGUUGACGCUGCAAUCGCGAGGGAUUCUGCUCCAGGCUCUGUAUCACAACGUCGUGAGCGACGAUGGCGUGGGGUUGGCCAAGCUCGCCACGAUCGCGUAUUGUUUGAACGAAGAGCAGAUCUUCGCCGAUGUGGUUGAUACGCUCAUGUUGAACUACGCAGGAUCGUUCUUGGAAGUGAAGAAUGAGUUGGAGGAGAGCAUUCUGCCCGUACAGUUUUACCUCGUCCUCGAAGAAAGACGAAGCAAGGCUCGUGAGAAGCUAUCAGUCGGACUUCGAGAACUUUCAUCCUUCUGCAAGAGAUGCAAAACCACCAUGGCCAAAGGCGCCGUUGACAGCGAAUACCUGCGACACAUCGCCAUGGACGAUCCGGAAAGUGACUGGCCUCCUGCCUGGCAAGAAAAGUCCAUCACGUUGGACAAAGCCUUCAACCACAUCCGCUCCCUCAAGCCCAUCGCAUUCCGGCCGAUGGUUGCCUGCAAGGAUUGUGGUAGCCGGAUACCCACUACUGUGCACCGGGCGGACUUUGAGGCAUUGUGUCGCAGGACCGCGCGGCUAUGGGAAGGCCUUUCGCUGGCCUGCAUUGGAGAAGACUGCUUGUUGUUCAAGGAGGAUUCGCUUCGAUGUGCGUACGAGGGCGAGGACGCCGAGUAG
Molecule: messenger RNA, 1062 nt
Organism: Zasmidium cellare ATCC 36951
Lineage: Eukaryota; Fungi; Ascomycota; Dothideomycetes; Mycosphaerellales; Mycosphaerellaceae
Exons: 2
Coding region: 1-1062 (353 amino acids)
Source: RefSeq, a predicted model, not a curated record